UCUAAGGCCAAAUCACACUUAGAAAAUACAUCAAUUUUUUUUUUAGCAAAUUAAAUCCUUAAAACAUGGGCAAAUUUUCUCUCACUCAUGUCUUCAUCCUUGCCCUUCUUUUCACUGUUAUUUCAAUGGUAGCCAAUGUUGAAGCACAAAAGAGAUGCUCGGAGGUGUUGAACCCUAGCGGGUGUUUGCUUGCGGAAUGUAGACAAGAGUGUUCUGAAAAAUACGCAAGUGGAGUUGGAGAAUGCAUUGGAAAUGGUGGAACUCCUUUGCAGCCUAUUUAUGAGUGUGUUUGUGUUUAUGAUUGUCCCCUUUAAUUAUUUUUUUUAAAUUUCUAUUUUGUAUUUCAAUAAGUAAUGAGAGAGAUUUUAUAUAUAAAAUUUUGAUUUGAUUCAAA
This is a messenger RNA of Gossypium arboreum, 394 nucleotides long. Its product is annotated as defensin-like protein 155. The transcript has 2 exons. Lineage: Eukaryota; Viridiplantae; Streptophyta; Magnoliopsida; Malvales; Malvaceae. The record is from RefSeq and is a predicted model, not a curated record. The coding region runs from base 66 to 314 and encodes 82 amino acids.